UCAAAUCACCGCUUUCGCUCCACUAGCAAGCUAUUCAUACAGCGGACUAUUUGUCCACUCAUGCACUAGGCCCUAUGUUAAACUAUUUGACAACCGCCUCCAGAGUAUUUCUCCGAAACACCGUGCCCAUCUCGUCGAGGGGUAACUACAACAUCAUUUGUCGGUUUUACAGAAGAAUGGAUCGAGCCGUGGUAAGAUGUGUCCCGUGGGAAUCCAAACUUACUAUUUCCUUCGUCCUAGAUGGCAGCAACAAACACAUGCUCAGGGACCAGACCGAGGAGCUAGGCAAAGCACUGGCACGGAUCGCUAACAGUAUCAUCAAGGGCCAGGGCAAAGCUAAAAAAUACAAGAAAAACAAAGGCGCGCCCACAGACGCCCAGGAGCCCGCUGCAGCGGUGAGGCUGUACUACAACGGAGACUUUGUGGCAGAGGAUGCUCUAAACUCCGAUGCCUGGCAGGAGGGGGCCGUUUUACACGUGGGUGACCGUAAGUACACAGUGGAGAGGAACCCUCCCACAUUCACCACGGCAGAGCUGCCCGCUUCUCUACUGGCCGGGUUCCCCGUGUGCCCGAAGCUCAAGGUAGAAUUCGGGGAUUUAAAAGACUGUCGGUUUAAAUGGUUCAAGGAGAGCAAGUCCGGUGCUGGUGAUGAGGAGCAUCGAGGAGAUAAUGGUUGGACCGAGGCCGGGAGCGAACGAGUGUUCAUCCCGUCAAAUAUGGACAUUGGCUCCAAGCUUAAACUGACAUGCACGCCGGGUGACGGCAAACGGUGUGGGAUGGACAAUGAGUUAGUAACCACCGGUACAGUCGAGGCAGGGCCCGGUUCCUGUACCUUUGACAACAGACACAUGUACACCAACAAGGUCACAGAUGACAUGACCGUCAGAGUAGUGUCAUACAACAUCUUAGCUGACGUUUACGCACAAACAGACCUCUCCAAAACCGUGCUGUACCCUUAUUGUACUCCCUACGCAUUGGAACUGGACUACAGACAAAGUCUGAUAAAGAAAGAGCUGUCCGGCUAUAAUGCUGACGUCAUCUGCCUUCAGGAAGUGGAUAAGAACGUCUUCACAGACAGUCUGUCUCCGGCCCUGGAUGCGUUCGGCUUCGACGGGGUCUUCAGGAUUAAGGAGAAGCAGCACGAAGGUUUGGCCACCUACUACAGGAGGUCAAAGUUUAAACUGCUCAGUCAACACGACAUCAUGCUGAGUGAAGCUCUGACGUCAGACCCUGUCCACGAAGAACUGUCGGACAGAGUGAACAGCAACCCUGCCUUGAAGGAGAAGGUGAUGCAGAGAUCUACCACACUACAGGUGAGUGUCCUUCACUGUCUGAACGAUCCAUCCAAGAAGAUCUGUGUUGCCAACACCCACCUCUACUGGCAUCCCAAAGGUGGGAAUGUACGUCUGGUCCAGAUGGCAGUCGCUCUGAAACAGCUGCAGCAGGUGAUCACCCAGAGUUACCCCGACGCCUCGCUCCUCUUCUGCGGGGACUUCAACAGCACCCCGUCCUCGGGGGUCUUCCAGCUGGUGAGCCGGGGGGUUCUGCACAGCACCCACCCGGACUGGAACUCCAACGGACCGGACGAGCUCUGUCCCAUGGAGGUCUCCAACCCCUUCCAGCUGAGUAGCGCCUGCGGGGAGCCGGCCUAUACUAACUACGUAGGGGGCUUCCACGGCUGCCUGGACUAUAUCUUCAUGGACCCGCGGGUGCUGCAGGUAGAUCAGAUGAUCCCUCUGCCCAGCCACGAGGAGGUCACGACCUGUCAGGCCCUCCCCAGCGUCGCACACCCCUCUGACCACAUAGCGCUGGUCUGUGACCUCAAGUGGAAGUAAAGCUCUCCCUCCUGUUUACAGCAGUCUGUCUCUGUACCAGGGCCCCUACAGUGUGUCUCUGUACCAGGGCCCCUACAGUCUGUCUCUGUACCAGGGCCCCUACAGUCUGUCUCUGUACCAGGGCCCCUACAGUGUGUCUCUGUACCAUGUCUGUCUCUGUACCAGGGCCCCUACAGUGUGUCUCUAAACCAUGUCUGUCUCUGUACCAGGGCCCCUACAGUGUGUCUCUAAACCAUGUCUGUCUCUGUACCAGGGCCCCUACAGUGUGUCUCUAAACCAUGUCUGUCUCUGUACCAGGGCCCCUACAGUGUGUCUCUAAACCACGUCUGUCUCUCUACCAGGGGCCCUACAGUGUGUCUCUAAACCAUGUCUGUCUCUGUACCAGGGCCCCGACAGUGUGUCUCUGUACCAGGGCCCCUACAUUGUGUCUCUAAACCAUGUCUGUCUCUCUACCAGGGCCCCUACAGUGUGUCUCUAAACCAUGUCUGUCUCUCUACCAGGGCCCCUACAGUGUGUCUCUAAACCACGUCUGUCUCUGUACCAGGGCCCCUACAGUCUGUCUCUGUACCAGGGCCCCUACAGUCUGUCUCUGUACCAUGUCUGUCU
Molecule: messenger RNA, 2441 nt
Organism: Oncorhynchus masou masou (cherry salmon)
Lineage: Eukaryota; Metazoa; Chordata; Actinopteri; Salmoniformes; Salmonidae
Gene: pde12
Product: phosphodiesterase 12
Exons: 4
Coding region: 75-1835 (586 amino acids)
Biological process (GO): nuclear-transcribed mRNA catabolic process, deadenylation-dependent decay
Cellular component (GO): mitochondrion
Molecular function (GO): 3'-5'-RNA exonuclease activity
Source: RefSeq, a predicted model, not a curated record